CUUUGGCCGUAGAUCAAUGUAGCACCCCCAACAAUCUGUCUCUCAAGAUGAGUGCUCUUCUCAGUAUUUGCUCGAGAAAACACUCACACCAAAAUGUCUAUCGUAUCGCUUGCAGAGGGUAGCUUGCCCACGGUCACCAAAGAGGAACUGCAUACCGCUGCGAAGGCUAGAGGCUUUUCGAUUCCUGUCGGAAGUCAGGAUGAGACGGACUUCUUGCUGCUGCAAAACAGUUUUGAUGCUGUCGCAUCGGCUGUAGCGGCUCUCCCAGAGUAUAUCGAUCCUAGACUCGAGCCAACGGCCGUGGAAGGAGGAGAGCGCAAAUGGUCCAGACCGUCUUCAGAAGAGAAUCCCUUGAAUGCUUGGUCGCACAAGACAAACCUCAAGGCAUCUUCUCCGACGAGCAAGGCACUUGCUGGCAAGACUCUCGCCAUGAAGGACAAUGUCAGUGUUGCAGGAGCACCAUUACGUCUCGGCACGGCUCCGGAGCUGUUCAAAGGUGGAAAGCAUGCUAUCAGUGAAAUCGAUGCAAUCGUGGUUAAGCGGAUUCUCGAGGCUUCAGGCACCAUCACUGGAACAGCAGUGUGCGAAAACUUCAGCUUGUUCCCUACUUCCGUCUCAUCAGAAACUGGUCCUGUACACAACGCAUGGGCAGCAGGUUACAUGACUGGAGGCAGCAGUUCCGGCUGUGCUUCAUUAGUCUCGGCCAAGGAUGUCAAAGAGUGGAGUGAGAAGAAGGGGCUAUCUUUCGAAACCAGCGCACUUAGUGAGGAAGGUGUCGACAUGGCGAUCGGCGGAGACCAGGGAGGUUCAAUUCGUGCACCAGCAUCUUUCGGUGGUUUCUAUGGAUUGAAGCCUACAACAGGACUGGUUCCCUACACUGGCAUAGUGUCUAUCCUUCCGAUGAUCGAUUCUACGGGACCCAUGGCGAGAUCGAUUGAGGACAUCGCACUGUUACUCGGCGUCAUCGCAGGCUAUGACGGUAUCGAUCCGCGUCAAACCCCCGAAACGCCUCUGCGUCAAGCUGUACCAGAUUACACCGGACUCCUUGCAGAGUGGCAGGCAGCGAAGAAGGAAGCCGGCGAGUGGACUGCAUCAGCAGCGGCAAAAGGCCUCCGGAUCGGCAUCCUCAAAGAAGCAUGGGAGAUCGCCGGCUUGAACACCGACGUGGCCGCGAUCGUCAGGGCCGCAGCGGAGAGAUUUGGUAAGCUCGGGGCGGAGGUCCACGAGGUCUCGGUGCCACUGCAUCUGCUUGGUCCAUCGAUUUGGACCGUUGCAGGUCGUGAGGCUAUUCCCCGAUUCUUCGAGAACAGGGCUUCUGAUCUUCUCAGCCAUCCUUUGCCAGGGCUCGAGCCGAACCCGACUGAUCAGACGUUCUAUGACAAGUUGGUCUACAAGAACCCGGCUGUCAUCAAUGUCGUGCUCAACGCCGAGCACAUGGAAACCAAAUUUGGACCUUCGCUUACACGCAAGGCUCAUAUGCUCGUCCAUCAGCUGCGCGCUGAGUAUGACAAGGUGUUCGAGAAGAUUGAUAUUCUGAUUACUCCGACGACUCCCACUGUUGCAGGAAAGCACUGCAAUUACACUAGUGUAAUGGAGAUUGCACAAAAGGCUGUGGGUGUGACUCUGAAUACUUCACCCUUCAACUGCUCAGGACAUCCCGGAAUGAGUAUGCCAUGUGGUUGGUCAGAGACGAGUGACGGAGCAGGCAAGCUUCCGGUUGGUAUGCAGCUCGUUGCCAAGAGGUGGCAUGAGAUGGACAUACUGAAAGCAGCUUCUGCAUGGGAAGUGCUCGGCAAGGGGUUAGAUGCAUGAAUCAAGCUUGAAGGGGAGACGAAUUGAAAUGAAAUUAGAUAGUAAAUUCAUGAUAUAUAACGCCCGGGUGCUAGUUGCUGUAAUGAUAACAAUCUUCAGUCCCCAUGCUUCGC
Messenger RNA from Aureobasidium pullulans EXF-150, 1925 nucleotides. Its product is annotated as amidase signature enzyme. The record is from RefSeq and is a predicted model, not a curated record. The coding region runs from base 94 to 1812 and encodes 572 amino acids. NCBI's taxonomy places the organism in Eukaryota, Fungi, Ascomycota, Dothideomycetes, Dothideales, Saccotheciaceae. Gene Ontology annotation, molecular function: catalytic activity. The transcript is spliced from 3 exons.